Molecule: messenger RNA, 686 nt
Organism: Porites evermanni
Lineage: Eukaryota; Metazoa; Cnidaria; Anthozoa; Scleractinia; Poritidae
Source: the annotation of a GenBank genome assembly
AUGCCAUGGAAAAGAAGCACUUACAUAGCUUUUACACCUGUUGUGGAAAAUGCUCAGACACAUCUGAAGCUGAAAGGGCUAGAAUUAAAAGCCAGAAAAAAACAACAGAAGGGAAAAGGAAGGAAGUUGAUAUCUUCAAACACUCAUGGCUCACUCACAGAAAAACUUCAUUCUGUGACAAAACAGGUAAAUAUAAAUGAAACAUACUGUAUAUUAUUAUGUUUUGUCAAUAUUUAAACAUUUUAUGAUAAAAAUGUUGACUAUAAUAAGUUCAGUUUUGCUUUUUACAAUGACCACAACGCCUCUUCUUGGUUUUAAUUUUAGGCAUGUGGUGGUUGGUAUACUGUGAAGGGGAAUAGAAGUUCUGCCUUCUGUGCCGUGUUCAUAACACCAAAAACAAGUACAACAAACAGAACACUUUCAACUCAGCACCAUCCACCAACUACAAGCACAGCGCUGUUCGUGACCAUGAAAGAGGCAGUGGACAUACAUCAACAGUAAUCUGUGAGUUGGAGAGAAGGAAUUCUUCCUUGGCUAACAAGUACAAAGUGGCUCACGAAGUGGCUGAUAAAGUGACCUACAACGCAUUCCUGAGCUCUUAUUGGCUUGGAAAAGAAGAAGUGGCCAACGAGAAACUUCUCUCUCUGAUUGAGUUAGAAAAGCACGUUGGUGUCACGGAAAUGUGA